This is a messenger RNA of Lingula anatina, 586 nucleotides long. RefSeq lists its product as uncharacterized. The record is from RefSeq and is a predicted model, not a curated record. NCBI's taxonomy places the organism in Eukaryota, Metazoa, Brachiopoda, Lingulata, Lingulida, Lingulidae.
AUGGAAUGUGCUUGUAAAAACUCGGACAUAGCAUUCCUGUUGGAUGUCACUGGCUCUCCAGAUGAUGCACCAAAGAUUCAACGCUUCUUGGCGUAUUUGGUCAACGAUUCAUUCGUAAUUGGACCUAGUGACGUCAAUAUCGCUAUUAUAUCUUUCAUACCGGAAAUAGAUGGUCAUAUGACACUGGACAAAGGGGACUUAUAUCCCGACGUAUCGGCAGCAAUCCUCACUGUGAACGUACACAAUGGGACAUCUUUCGAAAGCCAAACGUAUAACGCGUUGGACUUGGCCAAGACCGUUUUUCUUAGUCCUCAGCAUGUUCAAGGAGGAAGGUUAAAUGCAAGUAAAAUCGCCGUCGUCCUAACUACGGGGCUGGAUGACACAUUCUGCACUACUGUACAAAAGGCGCUGGCGGCGAAGCAACAGGGCAUUGAAGUGUAUGCGAUAGGGGUCGGCAACAAGACAAGCCAACUUCUAGAACUAAAAGCGAUUGUUAGCCCUCCUGCGCAUACUCAUGCUUUCCAUGUAGAAUCGUUUGAUGAGCUGCGCGAGCUGGCAGAGGUCUUCUUUAAAGCACUUUGUUCAG